AUGACAGCUCAAGAAAUGCAUAUGAAACUUAAAGAGUUCACACAAUCUGGAGAAAUUGAUAAUAAUGACAUCACUCAAGUAUCUACAAUUCAUAAUUGGAUUGGUAGAUAUUCUAGAGAAUUUUAUUAUGAAGAAACAUUAAUUGUACUUGAGAUAUUCAAUACUGAUGGCUCUUUUUCAAAUA
Cetraspora pellucida is the source of this 184-nucleotide messenger RNA. Lineage: Eukaryota; Fungi; Glomeromycota; Glomeromycetes; Diversisporales; Gigasporaceae. The record is from the annotation of a GenBank genome assembly.